CGUGUAUCCCAAUUGUUAGUGAUGAGUGUGACAUUGUUGAGCAGAUAGGAUUGAAAUGGGUCGAUCUCUAUCCUAGCCUCCUACGGCUUCUCUCUCCUCUCUCUUCCGCGGACGACAAAAGAAACCUAAAGAGAUCUGUUCCCCCCAACUCUAGAUGGAUGAUGAUGGGUUAAACUUGAGGAAUUGGGGUUACUAUGAACCUUCACAUAAGGGGCAUCUUGGUCUCCAGCUCUUGUCAUCUCCAUUUGAUGUAGACACGAAACCUUUCCUUCCUGGCCGCAAUAGUAAUUCCAGUAUGAUAGUUAGUAAUGGGCUUUAUCAUCCCCUGGACUCCAUUGUGUCUCAGAUUCCUAUAACACACAUAGAUUACAUUAGAGAGGGUUGGAUCAACCACAGAGACAAAUUCUUGCAUAUGUUUACCGGUCACCCAUAUAAUGACCCUUCUGGAACAACUCAGACUUCAGUUGAAUUGCUACAAACUGCUUCAGUCAAGGAAGAACCCGUUAUGGUUGAGGAUCAUCUUCAUCCAAGUGUUAAUGAAGAAAGCCCUCGUUCCAAAAAGAGAGCAGUUGUUGCAUCAUCGGGACUUAAAUCGAAAAAGUCAAAGAAAGCAAAGAAUGACAAAACCUUGUGUCAACAGGAAAAACCCGCAAAGAAGAGUGUUGAUGUUGUGAUAGGAGGGAUUGAUAUGGACAUAAGUAAAAUCCCUACACCAGUUUGUUCUUGUACUGGAACCCUGCAGCAAUGCUACCGUUGGGGAUGUGGCGGCUGGCAGUCGGCGUGCUGUACCACGACUAUAUCAAUGUAUCCGUUGCCCACGAGUGACAAAAGGCGCGGAGCCAGGAUUGCUGGACGGAAGAUGAGUCAAGGUGCCUUCAAGAAGGUCUUAGAGAAACUUGCUUCGGAAGGCUAUAAUUUUACUGACCCUAUUGAUCUUAGGUCUCACUGGGCUAAGCAUGGUACUAACAAAUUUGUGACAAUCAGGUAAAUUUUGUAUUAUUGGUAAUGUCUUGACGCUUGAUAUGUUCAUGGUAGUUGGUGUCCUUGUUGUACAUAUUUCAUUACCUGCCUUUGUCAAAACUGCCUUUAGCUUAUUUAGGGCCUGGAUACGUUCUUUUCUUCUUUUUGGGCAACUCUUAUCUUCUAUUUUUCUGAUGGAUAAUGACAUUUCUUGGACACAUAGUGCUACCACUUAUGAAAUGUUUUGUGAAACUUUGAUGUCAAUAAUCCCAUGUCAC
Molecule: messenger RNA, 1238 nt
Organism: Cuscuta epithymum
Lineage: Eukaryota; Viridiplantae; Streptophyta; Magnoliopsida; Solanales; Convolvulaceae
Source: the annotation of a GenBank genome assembly